Carya illinoinensis is the source of this 1398-nucleotide messenger RNA. RefSeq names its product GDSL esterase/lipase At4g01130. The record is from RefSeq and is a predicted model, not a curated record. Gene Ontology annotation, molecular function: hydrolase activity, acting on ester bonds. The transcript is spliced from 5 exons. NCBI's taxonomy places the organism in Eukaryota, Viridiplantae, Streptophyta, Magnoliopsida, Fagales, Juglandaceae. The coding region runs from base 173 to 1348 and encodes 391 amino acids.
UCACUCCAUAUACUCGCCAAGAGCACAUGAUUUGGAGUUACAGUUCACACAACUCCAUUCACAGGUACUUCCCAGCUCCUCAAAAUCACGAAGCCUAUAUAUAAGAUAAGGCUUGUACUUGAUCAGACUUCCAUUAAAGGUACUAGAGAGAGAGAGAGAGAGAGAGAGGGGAAUGGGUCUCCGGUUACAUAAAACUUGGAUGAUAUUUAGGGAAGGAUUAGGGGUGUGGGUGGUGAUGGUGGCAAUGCUUGGUUACUCGAUUGAUUCUAAAUGUGAUUUUGAGGCAAUAUUCAACUUCGGCGACUCGAAUUCAGACACGGGUGGGUUUUGGGCAGCUUUUCCGGCACAGUCGGGGCCCUUCGGUAUGACCUACUUCAAGAGACCUGCUGGUCGUGCUUCUGAUGGAAGGCUUAUUAUUGAUUUCUUUGCUCAAGCUCUAGGCUUGCCAUUUUUAAGCCCAUAUCUACAAUCAAUUGGAUCUGAUUAUAGACAUGGGGCCAACUAUGCAACAUUGGCAUCAACGGUGCUCCUCCCAAACACUUCCUUGUUUGUUUCCGGAAUUAGUCCCUUUUCUCUGGCCAUUCAGCUCAACCAAAUGAAGGAAUUUAAGGCCAAGGUUGAUGAACUUCAUCACUCCUCAGACAGAACAGGAUUGACGAAACUUCCAUCGCCAGACGUCUUCGGGAAAUCGCUCUACACAUUCUAUAUUGGGCAGAAUGAUUUCACUUCCAAUUUAGGAGCCAUUGGAAUAGGUGGAGUGAAGCAGUACCUACCUCAAGUGGUUUCCCAAAUUGCUGGCACCAUUAAGGAGCUCUAUGGCCUAGGGGGGCGUGCUUUUCUGGUGCUCAAUCUUGCACCAGUGGGCUGUUAUCCGGCAUUUUUGGUGGAGCUUUCUCAUGGCAGUUCAGACCUCGAUGAGUUUGGAUGCGCGAUGUCUUACAACAAUGCAGUGGUGGAUUACAACUACAUGUUGAAGGAAACACUAGCUCAAACUAGGAAAGCUCUCUCCAACGCCUCCCUCAUAUAUGUAGACACUUACUCUGUAUUGCUACAGCUCUUCCGGCAUCCCAAAUCUCAUGGGCUCCAAUAUGGAACCAAAGCAUGUUGUGGACAUGGGGGUGGUGUCUACAAUUUUGACCCUAGAUUGUACUGCGGAAACAGCAAAAUGAUCAAUGGGAGCAUUGCAACACCAACAGUUUGCAGUGACCCACAAAACUAUGUCAGCUGGGAUGGAAUACACGCUACAGAAGCAGCAAACAAGAUUGUUACAAUGGCCAUUCUCAAUGGCUCUUAUUUUGAUCCCCCUUUUCCUUUACAUCUACUCUGUGACCUCCACCCUAUUGGCUAAUUAAUUUAACCGUUGCUUUAUAUAUAAUUUAUAAAGGAUUAUUGAUGCUA